AUGCACACUUGCCAUCUCAACUCCCUAUUUGACAUCUCUGCCAUGUUCUCUCCCAAACUCAAUCCCACAACCACACUUCUUUCUAACCCCUUGCUCUCACUUCUAUCACGUCGCACCCUCUUUCCGAACCUGCUCCACAGGUUCGGCAACUUCCGGGUUUUCCGCCGAGCCUUCGUCAGUCCGGAGGACGUGUGGAGGGAGUUUGAGCGCAUGGCUCGGGGAGGAGCCUCUUCAGACCCCAAGGGCUACUACGCUGCGCUGGGGCUGGCUGGUAAAGGGCGGCAGGCGAGUCAGCAGGAGAUCAAAUCUGCGUUCCGCCAGCUGGCGAUGGAGACGCACCCCGACAGGCAGCCCGACGAGGGGAAGAGGCGGGCGGCGGAGGAGCGGUUCAAGCGGAUUGCAGAGGCGUAUGAGGUGCUCAGGGACCCUUCCAAGCGCAGUGCGUAUGACAGUGACGAGGGGAAGAAGCGGGCGGCGGAGGAGCGGUUCGAGAGGAUUGCAGAGGCGUAUGAGGUGCUCAGGGAUCCCAGCAAUGAUGGUGGUGCUCUAAAAUGGGAGAAGGCGGGUGGCGGAGGAGGAGCGGUUCAAGAGGACAGCAGGAUCCAAGCAAGUGCAAUGCUUAUGACAGCAGUACGCUGUGAGCAGCAUGCAGACGAGGGGAGGGAGGAGGAGGGCGGCAGAGGAGUGGCUCAAAUGGGGCUGUGGAGGCAUAUGAGGUGCUUCUCUGAUGGCAGUGCACUGCGCGAUGUGUCUCGAGUUGUGAGCCGUGAGCUGCGAGCUGAGCUGUUCCUGCAAAAGUGA
Molecule: messenger RNA, 801 nt
Organism: Closterium sp. Yama58-4
Lineage: Eukaryota; Viridiplantae; Streptophyta; Zygnematophyceae; Desmidiales; Closteriaceae
Source: the annotation of a GenBank genome assembly